Molecule: messenger RNA, 2676 nt
Organism: Diuraphis noxia (Russian wheat aphid)
Lineage: Eukaryota; Metazoa; Arthropoda; Insecta; Hemiptera; Aphididae
Molecular function (GO): RNA binding
Source: RefSeq, a predicted model, not a curated record
CCGUAGACGUCGGGCAACACUGYGCCGCCGGCCGGCCGGCCGGCUCGUCCCCACCGUGCACGUCUCUAUGCCAGUACGGUAACGUCUUCCCCUCGACCACGCGCUCCUCACUUCAUUGUGGUACCCUUCCCAUAACCGGCGUCGGCUUUCUCCUCUCGCCGCCGCCGUCGUGUUUUCAUUUCCUCUCGGCCCCCGUCGCUUCACGAUCGUGCACUCUACGCACACGCAGCGAAUCGUACCUUCGCACACUGCCUACCACCACGUUGCUUGGAAAUCGGAAUUCGUCCGUCGCCGCAAUACUGCGCCGUGGUUUUGGUAAUUUUUAGUGUAGUACGGACCAGAGGCAACUGCUGACUGGGCUACUCUUGCUGUCGUCUACUCGACGUGUGUACGUAGUAGGAAGUUUUCCGUUUUUUCUUCGUUUACAAUCGAAUUUCUUUUUAACAGUUGUCGGGCUAGUGUUUUUUUUUUCAAAUUUUUAUUAUUUUAUUCGYUCCAUCAGUGGUUUAUCGCGACGUGCACACUACGCAUUCKCGCUUCUUAUACCUAUCGAAGUGGUGUUUUCUACUCAAUUGAUUGAAAGUAUUUAUAUAUUWUAUAUAUAUUUUAUUUGUACUUGACGCGGUUUCAUUAGUAUUAUGGCACAAGGCGACAACGUGGACAAGGUUUUACACUCGUAUCAAAGUGGAUAUCAUACGAUAUGUUCAAGGUGAGGACUGUAUCGCUGGGGAGAAUUUUAACGUUUUCGACAGCCGUCUUAUACCUCGGUUAUCUUUGGUACAAGCGCAAGAGAACUUUGUCACAUCACCAGAGUGACAAGAAGAGACCCCGUUCUGAACCUUCAGAACUGAUUAAAAUUGAUGAUCAAGAAUUGUUUCAGGCAUUAGAAGAAGUCUCUUGUACUUUAGAGAUAUCAGAAGCUGUGGAAGAAGAACUGGUUGAGAGUUCUGUUAUUCAUAAAGAGUUCAUGGAGCCUACUGUCAGUCAAACAGAAGUUAAUGAAAAAGAAUCAUUUAUAAACAACGAAGAAGUACAUGAAUUGGUUACAAAAGUUAUUGCAAUGGCUAGUGACCAACAAGCAUGUUUAAAAUCUGAUAUCAUUACAAUAGAUUCUUUAACUGAAGAUUUGAAUAAUUUGAAAUUAAGUACAGCAGUAGAAAAUGGAAAUGAAGUAGUUGUAAAUACUGAUGAUUCAAUAAAUAUUCAUCAAGUUAUAGAAAAUAUUAAAAAAGAAGAUAUAGAAGAGUCCUCUAAAGAUAAGGCUUGUUGGACAGUAAUGGUAGAAAAAGAAGAUCAUUGUGAAUGUCCAAAAGUUGUUCAUGUUAAAAAAGUUAAAAAAGAAGAAGAACCUAUGAUAUUUGAAGGAAUUAAAUUUAAAGGGAAAAAGAAAAAAGGAAGAAAAAAAAAUCAAACAAAAGAUAUUAUUAAGCUUCCCUCUGAAUCAAACAGUAAAAAUAAAACUAAUAAUGUUGUGAAAUCUGUGAAGAAAACCCAAAUUGUUGAAGAAGAUUGUGAUUCAGCGCAUAGUGUAGAUCAUAGUAUUGAUACUAAUGAUGCACCAAAUACAAUUUAUUCAGAUAUUAGAAGUGUUGGUUCUCAAGACAGUGGCAAAGGCGGUAGUUCUUUUUCUGGAGAACUGCGCACAGUAUCUGAUUCUGAUGAGCAAACGAGUUAUGACUUUUUAGUUCCAAUUGAACUAGUGGGACCAAUUAUUGGUAAAAAAGGAGCAUUUGUUAAAUAUAUUAAAGAGAAAAGCAAUGUUCGGCUUUUUGUCGAAAACAAGACUGAAAGUCCAGAAGAUAAAUAUAAAAUGUGCACAUUAGUUGGAUCUGAAAUAAAUAUUAACAAAGCUCUAAAGUUAAUUAGAACCAAGUUUCCUGAAAGAGCUUAUCCAGAAUUUACUUUAGAAUGCAUUUCUUCAUUAUUGGAUGGUUCACCUGUUAUUUCUCAACUCUUUAAGUCGGAAUUAAUUGAAGGCGUUAAUAACCAUGUUAUUGUAACUGACCUAGUAGCUACAGAUCACUUCUUUGUACAUAAUGCAUCAAGUCCAGAUUAUGCAAUGCUUUCUUCUUUGAACUUUGCCAUGAAUGAUACAUAUGGAAAAAACAAAGAUGAAAUCCCUGAAGUCGAUUUACGCACUGUUACUCAUGGUUCUGUAGUGGCCACCUACAGUGGAGAUAAUUGGUACCGCGCACAAGUGAUUGAUGUAGAUGAAAAGAAAUAUGAAUCUGCUAAUGUAUUCUUUUUGGAUUAUGGCGGUUGUAAAAAAAUUGAUCAAUGUGAUAUGAGGCCAAUGCAUGACUCAUUAAUAGCAUUAAGCUUCCAAGCAAUUGAAUGUAGUUUAGCAAAUAUUGCUCCAAUUUAUGGCGAGUGGUGUGAGGAAUCCCUAAAAAUGUUUGAAACACUGACUACUGGCAAAAUGUUAUUUGCUCAGGUCGUUUACAAGUCUGAUAGUGUACAAUAUGUUAAUUUAUUAGCUUUUGAUGGCUUAGUGACUAUUUCUAUCAAUGAUGAACUGAUUAAGUAUGGAUUUGCCAUCUACGCUCCACCUAGUGGUAUUUACCGAAAUGAUACAACACCUGAACUUAAUGAAUCAACACAUGCACCUGCAUAGGUUACUUUCUCAUUUGUUUUUAAAAUUGCUUUUGUAUUUUCCUGACUGUUAAUGCGUUAAUU